This is a messenger RNA of Babesia ovata, 270 nucleotides long. Its product is annotated as glutaredoxin family protein, putative. NCBI's taxonomy places the organism in Eukaryota, Apicomplexa, Aconoidasida, Piroplasmida, Babesiidae. The record is from RefSeq and is a predicted model, not a curated record. The transcript has a single exon. The coding region runs from base 1 to 270 and encodes 89 amino acids.
AUGGUAGAGAAACUGACGUCAAGAUCUGGUCAAGUUCUGCGCGACGCCGUGACCCGUAUGUUUCAGAAGGGCAAGGUUGCUGAGGCAGCGUAUGCCUUCAGCCGCCACACAGCGGCAGGCCUAAGAAAGGAUGGCGACGUCAUUGAGGAUGUGGGUAAACUGCUGGUGGACGCUAUCAAUACAAAUGCGGCCGGCGAUGUUGCCGCUACAUGGUUCGUCGAUAUCCCUGCGCGUGAUGACACUGUCGGCACCAUCGAGAGGCUGCUGUGA